Molecule: messenger RNA, 1383 nt
Organism: Frankliniella occidentalis (western flower thrips)
Lineage: Eukaryota; Metazoa; Arthropoda; Insecta; Thysanoptera; Thripidae
Product: prostatic acid phosphatase-like
Exons: 6
Coding region: 16-1182 (388 amino acids)
Biological process (GO): dephosphorylation
Molecular function (GO): phosphatase activity
Source: RefSeq, a predicted model, not a curated record
UUGCAUCCAAUUGGGAUGUGCUUCAGAACACAUCUUCGCUGGAUACAAAAUUUUCCUUUCUCAUUUUUAGAGUGUACGGCUAUCCUGACUUUUGACCCUAACCAUUUUUUGCACGUGGACCCUCGACAGAUCUUCCGCCACGGGCAGCGCACCCCUGCUGACACCUAUCCGAACGACCCUUACGAGAAGUUCGACUUCGCCCCGGUUGGCUGGGGCCAGCUCACCCUGGCCGGCAAGCGGGACCAGUACGAGCAGGGCCGCUGGCUGCGCCGCCGCUACGGCCGCUUCCUGGGCGACGAGUUCCACCCCGACGUCGCCGAGGUCCUCAGCACGGACGUGGACCGCACCAAGAUGUCCGCCAUGCUGGCCAUGGCCGGGCUGUGGCCGCCCGCCCCCGAGCAGCGCUGGCACCCCACCCUGGACUGGCAGCCCGUGCCCAUCCGGAGCCAGCCGCUGGACCAGGACGACCUGCUGCUGGUGCGAGUGCCGUGCGCGCGCUACGACGAGCUUCGCGACGAGGUGAUGCAGUCGCCAAGGGUGCGCGCUCUACUCCAGGAGCACGGCAAGCUGCUGGACUGGCUGAGUGAGCAGACGGGCAUGAAGAUCGCUGACCCGGACGACGUGCAGUCCCUGUACAGCACCCUCAAGGCCGAGGACGGCUACAACCUCACGCUGCCCGAGUGGACCCGAGGAGUUUACCCGGAGGCUCUCGAGCACCUUACCGCCAUCAGCUUUGAGAUCAACGCCAUGACCCGUGAAAUGCAGCGGAUCAAAGGAGGUCCGCUGCUCAAGCGCGUCCUGGAGCACAGCGCCGCGCGCGCCGCCGGCUCGCUGCGCCCGGAGCGCCGCCGCAUGUUCGUGUACGCGGGCCACGACUCCACCGUGUCCAACUUCCUCAUCAGCCUGGGCGCGUGGGACACGCAGAUCCCCGGCUACGGCGUGCUGGUGCUCGUGGAGCUGCACGAGGACCCGGCCUCCAGCGAGUACGGCAUCAAGUUGUUCCUGCGAAACUCGACUGCCGUCCCUCCGUACGCGCUGCACAUUGAGGGGUGCGGCUUGUCUCACUUUUGCCCCCUGACCAGGCUGGCCGAGCUCACUCGAGACGUCAUCCCUACCAGCCUGAAGCGCGCCUGUGUGGCCAAGGACCCCAACUACACCCCUCUUCCUCCAUCUGGGCCCUAAAACAAGAUCACCAAAAAGACGCCUGGCCUCUUGAAGAAAUGAUGCACUAUUGGUAUUCAAAAUUGUUAACUCAAGAGAAAUACAAUUAUUUCUUUUAAUAUUAUUUAGAAUUUUACAUGAGUACAUAAUAAUGAUGACAAGAAAAUCAGAGCUUGACAGGUUUUGUACUUGAAUUCAUAAUAAAUGUAAAGAAAGUUCAAA